Molecule: messenger RNA, 3999 nt
Organism: Orbicella faveolata
Lineage: Eukaryota; Metazoa; Cnidaria; Anthozoa; Scleractinia; Merulinidae
Source: RefSeq, a predicted model, not a curated record
UCGGGGAGUUAGGAGGAGAAUUGUAACGCGGCUUCAGUAAACCCUGAAUUUGAUUCGACUCUGGCACGACGUCUGAAUCAGAGUUGAUUUCCUGCCUACUACAGUCGAACCAAAUUGCGAUUUAGUUCAGCAAGGCAGAAGCACGACGUCUGAUCUGGGCCGAAGAGUUUCAUGAAACGAGCGACUUCUCAGUGAGGCAGUGUUGAGAGAAGUGCAACUACAAAGGAAAGCAGUAAGGAUCAAUGUAUGACAGGAUGGUACAUGCCCACAUGGCCUGUCCAUUGAAGUUCACGUUUCUCUUUGUUAUCAAAUUCUGCAUUUUUGGUGGUCUGGAAUGUGCCAACAACACAGAUGUUAUCAGCCAUUGCAUUGAUAACCAGCCGUGUAUUGGUACUUAUAAAGAGAUUUAUAAUGACUUAGCGUUAGAGCAGAACAGCUUUAACAUUCGAUCAGCAUUGUAUCCAGUAAUGAGGCCUUCAUCUGUACGUGUGUUUGUGAAUGUGUAUGGACCUGAUGGAACACAAAAUCCUAGAUCAAAUGCAGUCAAAUACACUUGGAGUACAAACUGCCUGUUUGUUGCAUUACCUGCAGCAGUUCUGCAGGUCAUGUCCCUUGGUUCAAUAUUAGUGGAUCCUCGUACACAGCAUCUAAAUAUAACCCUACGAUCCUUUUUUUGCUGUAAAGUUUCUGAGGACAGAAGAGAAAAGAUGAUUAAGAAUGUUAUAGCUGAGCUUGAAGACUUGGCGGUGAGUCCAACAAUACCAGAUCCAAGGCUGAACACAGCUGAAUGUGUCAUAGAGGGUCACGAGUCAAACAUAAAGGAUACAGGACGCAGUGGUUUUAUUUAUGCAAUGUUAAUCUGCUCUUAUAUUUCUGUCAUACUACUUGGUCCAUUACUAUCCUUCUUCAUCUUGCGGUUUUUGACAAAUUAUGAAAAUCGUUGUUUUCAGAACGCAAAGCCCAUAGUUCAUGCAACAGAUGUCAUUGCUGUUGUCAUGCUGUUGAUAGAUUUUGUAAUUAUUCCCUACUAUUUUAGUAAAAGUUGUGAAACAGGGCUACCUAAGAGAUUUAUUGUAGUAAUAAUUCUUGAGGGUCCUCUAAUUAUCUUAGUUAUAAAUUUAUACAAGUACAUCCAAGGUAAACUGGAUAACCAAGGCACUCAGGGAGACAAUAGGGGUAACCAGGGUACUCAGGGAGGCAACAGGGGUAACCAGGGCUCUAAGGGAGGCUAUGGAGGUAACCAGGGCACUGAGGGAGGCAACAGAGGUAACCAGGGCACUGAGGGAGGCAACGGGGGUAAACAGGGUACUCAGGGAGGCAACAGGGGUAACCAGGGCUCUAAGGGAGGCUAUGGAGGUAACCAGGGCACUGAGGGAGGUAACGGGAGUAACCAGGGCACUGAAGGAGGCAAAGGGGGUAAACAGGGUACUCAGGGAGGCAAUAGGGAUAACCAGGGUACUCAGGGAGGCAACAGAGGUAACCAGGGCACUGAGGGAGGCAACGGGGGUAAACAGGGCACUCAGGGUUGCAAACAAGCAACAAGAAAAAGGAUCGUGGCAGAGGUCAGGAGAUCAAUCUAUUUCAUAUGGGUACAUUUAGUCCUAAACCAUCUUUUCUGGCUCGUAAUAGGCAUAAUGAUAACCCCAACCUGGGGCUUAACUGUUUUAUUGAUAAUAUGUCUAUUUAUCAUUGUCUCUUUUUUUGUGGUGUACCAUGUUUUCAAAGUAAUUCAUGCCGGUGGUCAGCGUCUUCAAGCAGGUCUAUUCUCUGGGGUUUGUUUUGUUGGCUUUUGUUGCGCUGUUGUUGUUCCAGUAAUAGCAGGCAACUCAUUCUAUGGAAGGGAAACUGCAGAUAGUGUCCUAAAGGUAGUGCUUUUGUAUAUUAUCACUGGCUUGGUUCCAAAGAUAAUACAGUUUUAUGAUUCCCAAUCCUCUAACGAGGGUGGAACUCCCGUGCAAAAUGUCCCAACUACCCAAAAUUCUUCCGCUUCCACUGCCUCUGCCUCAGGGCCCACCUCUUACAGAGAAGCUGAUAAUGAUUUAGAGCUCCACGAAAUAGAAACACAAGGAGAAGAGCGAAGCCGUUUGCUCAUGAACACGUCAAGAUAGACUUAGGCUUGAUCACUACCGCUGCUUUUAGGGAAAUGAGCCUGCCUUCCUUCCUUGGGAGGAUUGAAGGCCAAACCCGAGAUAACCGUGGACAGAAAUCAAGGUCGGGAUAGACUGAGCUUCAACUAUACAUGCGCAUCUUACAGAAAAAGAUGCUUUUCUUCCUCCUCCGUGUAAUAGCUAGCUAAGUUAGCUUAGGUUAACCACUGCUACUGAGAAUCAUCUGAAUGUUAUGAAUUAGGCAAACUGAAGAUUUCUGAGAGCUGAAAACAAAUCAGCUACGCAGAAAAUAUCAAUUGAUGUAAUCUGAGCCAACUGUAAGCUACCUACAGUGGGUUAAUCUUGGCCAACUGUAUGAUUACCUAGUCUACUCAAAGUUCUGCUGUAGUGAUCAGGCUGUUAUGGUAAAACCUUGAAUUAGUGCCAACAACAUUGAAUUGAAACUCAGGCAUGUAUGGUUAUUUUUUCUUGUAAAACAGUAUUUGAAAAUAAAUAAGAACUUGAUAGGCUAUGUAAGUUAUGUUAGAGUUGUAAAGUACAUACUGUAAGUAACAGCAGUUUUUAGAGUGAUGUAAGUAAGCUACUUAUUAAGUAAUAUGAUAGUUGAACUAUAGCAAAUUACAACCCACCAUUAAUUCUCAUGCGAUUCUAUAGCCUACUUUACAUCACGUGGUGCAAAAUCACCGGACAGUUAUCAUAGAUCUGAACUGCGGUUAAAGAAAUAAGUAUCAGAGCGAUCUUCGCAGUAAUGAACACUACUUAAGCAGUCAGGGCCGUAGCUAGUAACAGACAAACCGAGGCACUUGCCUCAGUCGUUUCUUGCGUUUUCGGUGUUUAUAGUCAUCAUUAACACCCUAAAUGUACUUAGGAAGGUAAUCUAACCACGGACAUUGCGGCAUUCAUAAUUUUGCGUUGACAUUGCCACGGUCAUUUUUUUUUCUGGCUACGGCCCUGGCAGUAGUGAAUAUAAGGCCUAAAAAAAUUCAGGCCUGUACGGUAUUCGAACCCGUAUAUUCACAAACGUUGACCCGUCACCUCACGGGUUUAUUACGAACCAACAUAAUGACCAGCUCCCAGUUGGCUUGUUAGCUCAGCUGGUAGAGCACUGCACCGGUAUCGCAGAGGUCAUGGGUUCGAAUCUCGUACAGGCCUGAAUUUUUUUCAGGCCUUAUAUUCACUACUGUUUAAGUAGUGUUCAUUUAUACUGCGAAGAUCGCUGUCAUACUUAAAAUGCAGGUUGUUUACACGGAAUUGAUACGUAAUGGGGUUAAGUCCAACGUAGCUAAAAGCGAAUUUGAUUGGUAGAAGACGUCAAAGCAGGUGGGAAUUGCGUGGAAAAUUGGCAAAUUUCUAGCAUGUAGUUCCAUGUGGAAUUUUUGGAUUAUGUCGUUAAAUUUAGGUUGUUUACUAGAAAAUGUCAUUUAAUCGGAGAAAGUCCAAUCAAUAAUGACAAGUUAACUCGUAAUUAUAGCGGGAAAACACCCUUCAAACACGAGAUGUAAUUCACGGAGAACUUUAAGAGUCAAAGAAACGGAUAUUCAACAUGGCAUUCGACGGGGAAAAUAACUACAACUUGCUGAUCCUUUCAACUUUAGCCAAAAGAAAAACCAUGCACAAGGUAAAAAGAAGAUUAUCGAUCAAGUAUGUUUUAUGCAAAUGCCUUGUGCAAAUUUUACCGAAUUAAGCGAAACUAGCCCUUCCAAAAGAAAUGAUCCAGUGAUAAUCUACCUUGCGGCAUGUGGGUUGCAAGUGAAGGAGCGGUAAACAAACCACUUUUUUAAGCUAUCAAAUGGUAAAAAAGUUCCCUACCUACCUUUCUAGUCCCGACAGAAAAUGACGACGAGGUUCUCACGAAGUACAUGGACCAUUUAACUGGUCAAAUGAGAUCACA